AUGCGCGAAAUUAUCCAUUUGCAAGUUGGUCAAUGUGGAAAUCAAAUUGGCUCUGCAUUUUGGUACGCCUACCUUCGAUUUGUCGAUCAGGCCAAAGUCAUUAAUGAUCACAAUAGGGAGAACAUUCACAAUGAACAUGGCCUAGACAGUGAUGGCAUCUUCCGGGGGACAGCCAGCGUUCAACAGGAACGUCUAGAGGUUUAUUUUAAAGAAAAUCCCGGCAACAAGUUUGUUCCUCGUGCAGUCUUGACGGAUCUGGACCCAAACACCAGAGAUAUCAUUCGGUCUGGCCCUAUGGGUCAACUCUUUUGUCCCGACAACUUCGUUUUUGGCCAGUUAACGGCUGGCAAAAACUGGGCGAAAGGUUACUAUGAGGAAGGCGCAGAGCUAGCGAAUGAAGUCCUCGAUGUGGUACGACGUGAAGCAGAGGAAUGUGAUUGUCUCUCAGGGUUCCAAAUCACCCAUUCCCUAGGCGGUGGAACUGGCGGCGGCAUGGGUACACUACUAACUUCAAAACUACGCGACGAAUUUCCUGAUCGCAUGAUAGCUACCUUCUCCAUCUUACCUUCAGCAUACCCGAGUAUCUCGGAAUCUCUUGUCGAACCCUACGACGCUACGUUAUCCAUCCAUCAGUUGAUUGAACACGCAGAUGAGACUUUCUGCAUCGACAACCAUACCCUGUACGAUAUUUGCAAACGCACUCAAGAAUUCCCGUCUUACGAAGACCUCAAUCAUCACAUUUCGAAGGUCAUGUCUGGUCUUACUACCUGCUUUCGAUUUCCCGGGCAGUUGAAUUCAGACCUGCGCAAGAUGGCUUUGGACAUGGUGCCAUUUCCACGCUUGCACUUCUUCACAGUGGGCUUUGCCCCUUUGACGACUGCUUCUCGAGUAAUCACUAUCCCAGAGCUCACACAGCAACUGUUCGAUCCCCAGAAUUCUAUGUCUGCUUCUGAUUUACGGAACGGCCGAUUUCUAAAUUAUUUAGCAGUUUUUCGUGGCGAGGUAGACAUGAAAGAGGUCGGAGAACAAAUCGAUAGUAUACAAAGCAAAAGUUCAGACUGGAUUCCCAAUGAUAUCCAGACUACGUUUUGUUCUGUUCCGUCUUCUGAACAGGAGGUCUCGUCAACCUUUGUUGGUAACUCGACCGCGAUUCAAGGGCCGUUCAAACGUAUCGGAGAUGAAUUCCAUGUCUUGUUCAGGAAGAAGGCCUACCUGUUUAUGUGGAGUGCAAAUAUGGAUGAGAUGGAAUUCACUGAAGCUAUGGAGGGUGUGCAUGAUCUCGUUGAUGAAUAUCGGCAAAAUCAGGAAGUCGGGACUCAAGUUGAAGGGUACUGUGAAGAAGGCCUAGAUUGA
Molecule: messenger RNA, 1353 nt
Organism: Fusarium sp. VM40
Lineage: Eukaryota; Fungi; Ascomycota; Sordariomycetes; Hypocreales; Nectriaceae
Source: the annotation of a GenBank genome assembly